This is a messenger RNA of Fopius arisanus, 8518 nucleotides long. RefSeq names its product seizure (gene sei). Gene Ontology annotation, biological process: potassium ion transmembrane transport; membrane repolarization during action potential. Lineage: Eukaryota; Metazoa; Arthropoda; Insecta; Hymenoptera; Braconidae. The record is from RefSeq and is a predicted model, not a curated record. The coding region runs from base 1964 to 6250 and encodes 1428 amino acids. Gene Ontology annotation, cellular component: plasma membrane. Gene Ontology annotation, molecular function: inward rectifier potassium channel activity. The transcript is spliced from 23 exons.
UCGUCGUCGAGUGAGGGACGUACCCUCGUCCCAAUCGCGUCGUUCGGAAAACCCAUAAAAAAAAUUGAAACCCCUAAAAAAAACAAAAAAUCUGAAGAAAAAACAUUGAAUUUGCGAAUUUCGCCGAAACACUCGGUAAAACGCCAAAAAAUGCUUCACAUUCAGCAAUAACAUCAAUUAUAAUAAUCAAUGACGAGAAUUGAACGAGGAAAUAAUAAAUAAGUAAAGUAGAGAAUGAAAAAUUCAUAAAGAACUUUUAAUUUUCAAGUGUGACAGCGAGAAAAAUGAUUUUUCCUCCCUUUCGGUGGAAAUGCCGAAAGUGAUGCGGUUAUUUCUCUAAAUUAAUGAAUUCUCUCUCCUGUGAAACCUCCGAGUGAUUGGAAUUAGUGAGAUACAUAUGAGAUUUAAUUUUGUUACGAUAUUUCUCUCAUUCAGAAAAAAACUGAGUAACACUUAUGUGACGAAGGAGAAAAAUAAGAAGGUGUGCUAAAAUAAACUGUCCCUGAGCUGAAAAACACUGGCCGAUAAUGCACAGCUGACCAAAAAUUUAUCGGUGAAAAUAAUUUCGAUCUGUCGACGGAGGAUCGUGAAAAUCAACGAUAAUCGAUAAUUGGGGUGAAACGAGAUAAUCUGGAAAAAAUGCGUGAAAUGGGAUAAUUUCUACAUGCGAAUAAUCACCAGCACGUGCCUUGCCACGAGAAAUCCUCACCCUUCGAUGGAAUAUAAUCGAAGAAUCAUUUGAAGAUUGGAAAAAGAAAAGGCAAAUAAUUAAUGUACACGUGAACAUGUCGAGUUUCAAGUGGUUAUUACAUCGUACAAUCAACGAUGACCUUUUGACAAUCGUCCACCGGCGUAUAAUGCACUACGAGGGUUUAUCGCCUUGCAACGACUCAAUGAAUGACAUGACUGUCAAUAUUCACAACGAAACACUCUUUGACAACCACAAAAUUCCGCAAAUUAAAACUGCGCAUUUCCACCUCAAUAAUCUUCAUUGAAUUAUUUUGCGACAAUCAGCACUCACCAUGACCCCAAAGAGUUGCAGAGAAAUACCCGAUCGAUCGUUCUAAACAAUAAAAUUGUUAUUGUUAUAUUGGAGUUAAAACGUUGCGGAAUAACCCAAUUAAAGGCAUGUACUGCUGGAUCGUGGAGGAAUAUUCAUAAAGAAACACAAACAAUCCUUUGGAGAUGUAAACAGAGGAGCUACAUUGCCUCAGGAUAAAUACAGAGAGUAUCCAGAGAGAGAAAAAUAAAAGAAGUGUCUUAAAUUCAUUUUUGAUGAUUAAACAACAAGGUGCAAAUGAAAAUUUUCCAUUGGCAAAUUGAAAUAGGAUUAUAAUUCAACUGAGUAGGUUAGAGUCAACUUAAAUCUUGGCAGAAUCAGCAGCAAAGAUUCAUCAUCACGCUUUAUAUUUAAAGGAAAAUAAAAAUAAACAAAAUUCAAUAAUUCAGAGUAAUUGAGAAUAUAGAUGAAUGAUAUUUAAAAAAACAUUAAAUUAAGAGUGAAUUCUUUAAAUCUUUAUCACUUGGCAUUUUACUACACGAGAUUAAUAAUUAUUGAUAAAAUUGAUAGGUUCAAGUCUCACACUGGCCUUCAGCGCACUUGAAUGUUAUUAUCUUGGUAAAUAAAUUUGGUGCGGAGUAAAUUGACGAGUCAACGGUUUUUUCGAUAUACAAGGCUUUUUUCAUUGUAAAUGAAUCAUUGAAAUUUUCGAGUGCGUUCACUUGGAAUUAUUGAUGAUAAUAAUUAUGCUCAAUUCGUGCUGUGCUUUUUUACAUAAAUCAAUAUAAAGUUAUUGACAAUAGAUUAGUACGCAGUGAUUAGGGGAUAAGUUGGUCAAUCGAGGAAACUUUUCAUCAGUAGUUUUGAUGAAUUGAGUUGCUAGUUUUUGGAGAAUCGCGAGUGUCUGUGCUGUGGGGUAGUGGAGACUAUUUUUUCGUUGGAUUUUAUCGUUAUUCAGGAGAAAUGCCUGUCAGACGGGGCCACGUUGCACCAAGGACCACCAUCAUCGAGACCAUCAUCAGGAAGUUUGAUACACACGACCGAAGUUUUCUGGUAGCAAACGCUCAACAGGGCUUAUGCCACAUAAUCUACUGUUCUGAUGGCUUCUGUCGUCUCACGGGAUAUUCUAGAGCUGAGGUAAUGCAGAGACCGGCAGUAUGCGAUUUCCUCCAUGGCCCAAUGACUUCACCCCAUGCCAUUGCUGCCCUCAGGGAUGCACUACUUGCUGGAGCUGAGAAACACUUUGAGAUUCUUUAUUACAGAAAAGAUGGCACCAAAUUCUUGUGCAGCGAGGUCAUAGCACCGAUAAGAAGCGAGGUAGACGACAUUUGUCUGCAGAUAAUCAACUUCGAAGAUCUCAGCGCCCAGCCAACUCCACCACCAGCAGCACCAGCACCCAGUCCCGCCAACAACAGACUAGUCACUCGAUUCGAUCGAGCAAGAGCAUCAUUCCGCGCUGGUUUAUCAAGAACUGGAGUAGUUGGACCACCGAGAGUGAGGAACCGACCACGUGCGCCAUCAACAGUGCCUCAGCCACGUCAUCUUCCUGACGGGACCAUUUUAGAUGAAGAUGCGUCAGAAAAUUGUCCACUCACAUCGGGAUCCUCCACGAUGGUGGAGUCCUGGGGAUCAGCGAGAAUAGGUACACCACCACCACCAGGAAUGCCCUCAGGAGGACCUCUUCCCCUGAGCACUAGUACCUGUGGAGUUUCGGGAGGUCUUGUAUCGAUGCCACCUAUACGACCUAGUCCAACGUGCGUACCAACUGCUGCUCCUAUCGCAAGUCCUGAAGGCGUAAGCGACGUAUCUCCGAAAUCAGGCAUUUGGGAGGGACAACAUACAUCUCCGGGGAAUGGCAAUGAGGAGCCGUCGAGGAGUGUUUCGCACGCUGCAAGUUUGGAUGCAAUAUCGAAGAGAAUGGUGAAAUCCGACAUGGCGAAAAUACCGUGUAGAAGUCUGACCUGCAGUGUCUUAGCGGGUCGAGGGAGUGAAUAUGUGAGCGGCCUUGAGCGAUGGCCAGCGACGGUCGAUAAUAUCAUGGAAGCUACUAAACACUCAAAAAUAUUUCCGGGUGUUGCGUCGGAGAGCGAUUUACAGAGAUGGCGAACAUCGAGGGAGAGAAAAUCACCGUCACUCAGUCAAAUGGGAUCGGAUUCUGUCAAACACAAAUUUUCUCUGCAGGACAACGGCUCAGCCAAGUACUUCCAGGGAGUGAUGCAUACACCGAACAUGGGAGAAAAAGUCGCUCAGGUACUGUCUCUCGGUGCAGAUGUUCUACCGGAGUACAAACUACAAUCACCACGUGUACACAAGUGGACAAUUCUUCAUUACUCACCAUUUAAAGCUGUGUGGGAUUGGAUUAUUCUCAUUCUUGUUAUGUACACUGCUAUUUUUACCCCAUACGUUGCUGCAUUCCUCCUUGGCGAACCUGAUUACGGUAGUAAAAAGAAGGCGACUAAAUACAGUGAAGACCCAAUUGUCAUCAUUGAUCUCAUCGUUGAUGUGACAUUCGUCGUGGACAUACUCAUAAAUUUUCGUACGACCUUCGUCAAUCCAAACGACGAGGUUGUCUCAGGACCAUGGAAGAUAGCCGUCCACUACCUCAGGGGAUGGUUUGUCAUCGAUUUGGUAGCCGCCAUUCCCUUCGAUCUGUUAUUAUACGGUUAUAAUACCGACGAGACAACGACCCUGAUGGGAUUAUUGAAGACUGCUCGUCUGUUGAGGCUGGUAAGGGUCGCUCGUAAGAUCGACCGCUAUUCUGAAUAUGGGGCAGCAGUUCUACUGCUACUCAUGGCGACAUUUGCCCUCAUCGCUCAUUGGAUGGCCUGCAUUUGGUAUGCUAUCGGUAAUGCUGAGCGACCGUCCCUGAAGAGUAAAGUUGGAUGGUUGGAUAUUCUCGCCAAUGAUACGCAUCAAUUCUAUUUCAAUAAUAACACUGGCGGACCUAGUAUAAAGAGUCGUUACAUAACAGCACUGUACUUCACAUUCAGCAGUUUAACAUCCGUAGGUUUUGGUAACGUAGCUCCCAACACAGACACCGAGAAGAUAUUCACAAUUGUCGUCAUGUUGAUCGGCUCUCUGAUGUACGCCAGUAUAUUCGGAAAUGUAUCAGCGAUAAUUCAACGGUUGUACAGUGGCACUGCAAGGUACCACACGCAGAUGCUUCGCGUGAGGGAGUUCAUAAGAUUUCAUCAGAUUCCAAAUCCACUUCGUCAGCGUUUGGAGGAGUACUUUCAGCAUGCCUGGACUUAUACGAAUGGCAUUGACAUGAAUAGUGUUCUCAAAGGUUUUCCAGAGUGUCUCCAAGCGGAUAUUUGUCUCCAUUUGAAUCGUCAACUCCUCAACAACUGCAAAGCUUUCGAAAAAGCCAGCCCCGGCUGUUUGAGAGCGCUUUCUCUUAAAUUCAAAACAACUCAUGCUCCACCUGGUGACACGCUAGUUCAUCGUGGCGACGUUUUAACGUCGCUAUAUUUUAUAUCACGUGGUAGCAUCGAAAUACUGAAGAAUGACAUCGUAAUGGCCAUUCUAAAUCCGCCUGAUAUAUUUGGGGAAAAUCCGUGUGAGCAUGCAACCGUUGGAAAGUCUUCCUGCAAUGUACGAGCGUUGACAUAUUGUGAUCUUCAUAAGAUUCAUCGCGACGAUCUUCUCGACGUUCUUGCACUUUAUCCGGAAUUUCAUCAGCAUUUCAUCGAGAAUUUGGAGAUUACUUUUAACAUGAGAGACGAGGAACAAGCUGGCGUUGAUCCAAUCUCUGCACGUUUCCCAGUGAGCACACCAACGGAUAUUGACACUGAUACGAGGAGGUUUGCUUUCCGUCCACCUAGAUAUCGUUAUGGCCCCGGUGGUCAGAGUUUAACGAGUGCACACUUACUACCGACUGGCAGACAAGAUUCUCUUCAGGAUGACGCAGAUGACUUUGACAAAGCGAGUGGCCACGGAAUUCUCGAGUUCAGUACAGACAAAGCAGGUCAAGAUGUUACACCGCUCAAUCUCGAGUUUGAGGAACCAAAACAGAGGAGUUCUACUUUGAAUUCAAUAACUGGCAUGCUAACCCAUCUCAAGCGCAGCAUUCCGGAUCUACGUCAGCAGAAGAUUCACCUUCAGCCGCUGACGAGUCACGACUAUCUAGCAAAACAGGCAACAACGACAUUGGUGAGACCAGCGAGACGUAGUUCCGCGGUGGUUGAGAGUAGUAUGGCUAGUCACGGUAUGAUUCAACCAGCAUCAAAUUCAUCAAGUCAUUAUACAAUACCAUCACCAUCGCAACAGCAGCAACAGCUGUUGCAUCCCUCAUCCAAUGGGGACUUUCAAAGUGGACCUGGUCGGCCACUCGACGAGAUGAACACUAGACUAGACGAAUUGUCAAAACAAGUGUCAUCCCUAGAGCGUACAAUGGCAAGUGAUAUAAGACUCAUAUUGGCAUUGCUGCAGCAAACAUUAGACACGUCCAAGGAGAGUUCCAGCACGGAAAUGAUGCCUGGCACAGCGCCAGCAGCAACAACAGGAUCGAGAACAAAUCGUGCACCAGCAUUGGCCCAAAGAUCUGCCAGUGAGCCACAAUCAUCAUCAAUACCAGCAACAUCAUCCACCAAUGGAAAUGGCACAAAAAUUCAGUCAAGUGCAUCUCACAGUCUUUUCCGGCCACCAUCGAGCAGAGAUCCAACAUCAACGUCAUCAGGCACAUCACGGUUAACAGUAACUUCUGAUACAUCAGCCCUUGCCACUGCCCUGCAGAGUGCCCUGAAUGGUGCUGCUAGUAGAACAGCACCAACCCGAUCACAGAGUCAGCCGGUUGAUCUUGCGGGACCACCAACGACUUCACAAUCACAUCAUCAUCAUCAUCAACCGCAGUUGUACGGAUGGCACAGCCAACCGGCAGCUUUAAGACGUGGCGAAUUUAGGACUGGAUACAGUUCCUUCAACAAACGUUCAGAACCUGAAUCAGACGAUCCCUGGAGUACAUGUGCAGUAUCAACAGUGGAGACACGUCCGACAGCAGCGAUUCAACGUCCCCGCAGUAGCGAGCAGAAGAAAGAGCUAAGUCCAUCACAGGCCCAUCGGAGCACAAAUUUGGAUUACAGCGGUAGCACGAUACCAAAACCCGAGAGUAGAACAUCGGAUAUUCCACCACCAAGAACGGAGACAUCUAGACAAGCUAGCGAGGACAUAUCAUGGGAAUUCACUCUGACCGAAGCGCCCAUCGCGCGUUUGGAAUCAUUAGACGAACUCGAUCAAGACCACGGUAGUUAAAAACAGACUCAUUGAUGAUUGAAUUAUCCCCAAAUAAUCUGUUCACACAGAUCAGUCAUUGACAGACUAUAAAGUUCACACGUAAUAUAAUAUUUUGGCUGUGCUUGUAAUUAGCCUCUUUGGGCUCUCCAUCUAUAUGUUAAUAUUGCAAUUGCGCAAGGAAAAACACGUUAUUACACGUCCACGUUUUUACUUUUAAACGAAUGGAACGUAGAGGCUAUUAUUUCGAAUGAUUCAGACGCGCCCUGAAGAGGUAUCUGAAAGUAUAUCAUGAGGACAACCGAGAAUAUCUGCAGAAAAAAUAACAAGAGAUUGUCGGUGCUGAGGAAAGCUUUAAUAUUGUGCACGCAGAGCACAAUUCUGAAGUUGAAUUAUCGAAAUGGAACAAGAAUAUGAAUGGACGACAUAUCGUGAUGGUAAUGCGGGUCAAGAAGUGGUGGAGAUGAGAAAGCGGAGGUGUGAGUUUUAUGAGAGAUUAAAUAAUUGGAUUCAACGAUGCAUUCACGUCAUGAAGACAGAUUAAAUUCUUAUAUGCUGAGAUUAAUAUUUAGAGGGGAAAUUAAGUUAAUGUGUUAUCAAAUUUUAUACCGAUCACGGCUACUGAAGGAAAAGCAAGCAGAUUAUUCUAUAUUAAUAUUAAUGAUAUGGCAUAAUAUCAUGUAAUGUACGUUCAGGCGAGAUAUUUUUUUCGUCUCCCGAAUUAUUGCUCUUCUUCGUACUUUUUUUUUAAAUCAAAUUUUAUGAAAAAAUCGUAGGGUUAUUUUGUAAACGACUACGACACGGUGUCUAGAAGGAUUUAGACGUAGGGAAGGGUGAGAUGAUUGACAGUUAAUACGCGUUGUUUAAAUUUGAAUAAUUUGCUCAGUAUUUCCAUUAGAUGAUGUUUUUAUCUGCACGAACAUUCGAUAAUAAUUAGGCUGCGUACUACGAUUUAUUCCUCUUUUUUCGGGUGAAUGGAGGUGAGAUGUUCGAGCUAUCGUGUACGCUUAUGACGAAGCUUUCAAACGAGUGAAUGACAAUUAUCACAAUCACGACACGACUGUUGUCAGUAGAAUUUCAGAUAAUAAACUUUAGAAAAAAAAAACCUAUAUUGAAUAAUUUUAAUUAACGUCACACUGUUAUUCCGUAGAUGCUCAUGUAGUCUGGAUUGAAUAAUGAAAUGCAUGUCGGAGUUUUCUGUUAUCAAUUUUUCCUCACGACAAUUUUAUGGUGAAAAAUUGGAGUUUCUGAUUUACCACUUGGCCUUCAAUGCACGUACGAAAAAAUUUUGCAGAAUAAAUCAUCUAUGAUUUUUUGCCACUCAGCUCGUGAGGUAACGUUUCAUGAUCACUGCGUGGUUGUUAAACCCUGCCUGUGAACUUAAUGACAAAAAAUAUUGUUUGUCACUCGGCCGAGAAGAAAUUUUCUGACGAUUGUGUUUACAUCCCUCGGGUUCGCCUCACAAUCGCCAGAAAAGUUCCUAGCAGCGUAGUGACGAUAUAUACUAUUAUGUGAUUUAUAUAGGAUUUAUUUUUCCAAGUUUCGAUACUCCAGUGGAAAAAAUCUGGAAAAUUUACCGCGUGUAAUUUCUGUGGAAAAUAUUUCAACAGAUAAAAUGGUGUGAGACGUAAAAAACUAUUGGUUUUUCCUGCAUAAUAUUUUCUAUUGGACAUUUUGUCCCGAUAUUAGAAAAAAAAAUAUUAGAAUUAUGUACAAAAUUCUGAGAGAAUUUUAUCCGAAUUGUAACAAAUACAAUCGAUUUAUCUAUCAAAUUUUUUCAUCCGUGAUUGAAAAAUUUCUUUUUAAACGCUGAAUUACCACUUCUCCCUCUUCUUAUCGUUGCUAGUAAUAUAAUGAUAGUUCUAGAGAUCUUAUGUAUCGAAUCUCGUCCUCAUUCAUAUAAUUCAGGUAAAUGACUACAAAAAAGAAAUGAUAAAUCAUUAUUUUACUCUCCAAAAAGGAAAUCCGCAUCAGUCAUUCUGAAUGCAGCUGUAACUGAAUCACUUGUAAAAAAAAAUGACGGAUUAUUCAUGAAAACACAUGUGAUAAAGCUGAAUUUCAAAUGAAGAAACAAAAUCAUUAAAAAAUUAACGAAAGUCCUGAGCUGGACGCAUUCGAGCGAACGUAUUUUGUUCGUCUUUGCCGAGGCUGUGUCACGAGAUUUCACCGUGAAAUAAUUCUUCUAAAAAAUCUUAGGGGUCACGGUGAAAGCGCGUUUCAAUGUAUAAUAAAUAAAUUUAACUAUUAAACUGAAAAACUAUUCACAUAAACAUAAAAAUGAAUAACGAA